AGAAGCGGAAAUCAUCAUCCGGCCGAUCGUUACCCUUUUGUCGUAAAAUUCAAGUCAAAAUGUCAAAGAAAGUAUUAGUUAUGAGCGUCAAAGACGCCAAACAACAAAUUCACGAUUCAAUCGACUCAAAAUCGGAAACAGAAUAUUGGGAUCUAAUGAGGAGCUGGUUUAGAGGUCAAAUUGAUAAGAAGAAGCUCGAUUCGGAAGCAAAGCGUUUAUUACCCAAAGAUAGUGGAAUUCGUUUGCAUAAUAAUUUUAUAUUAUCGCUUUUGGCAAAAGUAGCCGGAAACAAUGGUUCGGAAUCGACUCCGUCAAUUUAUCAAACAAAUCAACCUGCAAUCCUUCCUGAAUCGGAUUUGGAAUUACAAGCUAUCUCUUCAUUUACUCCAAUUGAUCCUCUUCUAGGUGCACCAAUCCUUCAUACAAGGGCACCUCAUAUUGAUCAACAAUCGCCCGCCUUUAUUCAUAGACAAUACGUUCUCCCAGACGAUACCCAAAUACACGGAAGAAUGUUGGUAUCUGCCUGGGAGUACGGUUUAGACGAAGUGAGCGAAGAUGCAGUUCAAUUGCUAGUUAAAGCCAUUGAAGAAUAUCUAAAAAAUAUACUAAUAGUUAUUUUAGGACGUCUAGCCGGUUGUGUGACGUCCAGUUCGCCGUUCAAAUGUAAUCCAUUAGGAAUUACUGGUGGUAAACCAGGAAGAUUAUCUCCCGUCGAUUCGAAUUUAUACGACGAAAUGGAAGACAAAGAGCUAGAAGACGUUACUAGACACGUUAGGGCAAGAUUACAUUUCGGUAUUAAAGUUGUUAGUCUGUUCGACGUUUUAGACGGUUUACAAUCUCAUCCUGAAGUUAUACAAUCAAGAACAUGCUUAGCGACAAAUUUACAGAGAAUUAUCUCUAAACUAUGGUAUAGCGAACCUAUAGAUAUGCAACAAGACUACGAUUGAUAAUCUAAUAGAGAAGAGACAAUAGUGAAAGUGUACUCUUUAUAUUGUUUUCUUUGUUUUUUUUUUAAUAAAUAUGCACUUAAAAAAAAAGGACAGCCCUUGUUUACUUGCAGUUAAUCACUCCCUUUAUGAUCUAUUAGUCUUCUUCUCCCUUUGUUUUUAUAUUACGUUACAAAAUUAACUUUGGACAUAAAAAACGCUUGAUUUAUUGAUAGUUGGCGCCAUUCUUUCCUUUUUUUUUCUUUAUUUCUCUCCUCUCUCUCUCUUUCUUUCUUUCAAGGUCCUUUAUCUAAGUAUUUAUUACUAUAGACUGAAAACAUUAAAUGAUUAAAUAUUACGAGAUUUGUC
This is a messenger RNA of Dimorphilus gyrociliatus, 1295 nucleotides long. Lineage: Eukaryota; Metazoa; Annelida; Polychaeta; Dinophilidae. The record is from the annotation of a GenBank genome assembly.